Molecule: messenger RNA, 2100 nt
Organism: Cornus florida
Lineage: Eukaryota; Viridiplantae; Streptophyta; Magnoliopsida; Cornales; Cornaceae
Product: DEAD-box ATP-dependent RNA helicase 39
Exons: 9
Coding region: 90-2012 (640 amino acids)
Molecular function (GO): RNA helicase activity; ATP binding; nucleic acid binding
Source: RefSeq, a predicted model, not a curated record
UUGUCAAAAGCUCAACCAAUAUUUAUCUAAACGUACACACCUCGCUCGUAGUCGGCGCUGCAGGAAACUGCAAGCAAGGAGGCUCAAAAAUGGGAGGUGGAGGAACACUUCUAAGCCUCUCUCUCUCCUCCUCGCACCGUUUCUCUUUCUCUCUCCUCUCUGCCGCUAGGCGUUUACCACUCCCCAAACUCUCAUCCCCACCACCACUACUACCACCACAGAGGGUUUUUCUAGGGUUUAGGCCCAUAUGCUCCACCACCUCAGCCGCAACUACCACCACCUCCACUGGCGAAGCAUUAGAACCCAUAAAGCACUCAAUUCUCCUCGAAAAGCUCAGAAUCAGACACGUCAAGGACUCUACAAAUACCCCACAAGCCAGACCACGACAAUUACAAUUGUUGGGUCGCGAAAGCAAAAGCGAUGAUGGGUCCAAGAAGAAGAAGAAGAAAAAUGGGGCAUUGGCUUCGAGCUUUGAGGAGUUGGGGUUGAGUGAGGAGGUGAUGGGGGCUUUGGAGGAGAUGGGUAUUUCUGUCCCAACUGAGAUUCAGAGUAUUGGGAUACCUGCUGUGCUUGGAGGUAAUAGUGUGGCUUUGCGUUCUCACACUGGGUCGGGCAAGACUCUUGCUUACAUGCUGCCUCUUGUUCAGCUGCUGAGACGUGAUGAGGCAUUGUCCGGUAUGCUGAUGAAGCCCAGGCGUCCCAGGGCUGUUAUUUUAUGCCCCACAAGGGAGCUCUCUGAGCAGGUGUUUCGCGUGGCGAAGUCCAUCAGCCAUCAUGCACGAUUCAGGUCUACCAUGGUAAGUGGUGGUAGCCGUCUAAGACCCCAAGAGGAUUCCUUGAACGCCCCAGUUGACUUGGUAGUGGGGACCCCUGGCCGGGUGCUUCAGCAUAUUGAGGAGGGGAACAUUGUUUAUGGUGAUGUCAGAUACUUGGUCUUGGACGAGGCUGACACCAUGUUUGAUCAUGGCUUUGGUCCUGAUAUUCGCAAGUUUCUUAGUCCAUUAAGAAAUCGUGCAUCAAAACAUAAUGGUCAAGGAUUUCAAACAGUAUUGGUGGCAGCAACCAUGACAAAGGCAGUUCAAAAGUUGGUUGAUGAGGAGUUUCAAGGAAUUGAACAUCUGUGCACUUCAACACUGCAUAAGAAGAUUGUUUCUGCUCAUCAUGAUUUUAUCAAACUUUCGGGUUCUGAGAACAAGAUGGAGUCAUUGCUACAGGUUCUCGAGCCUAGUUUAGCAAAGGGAAACAGAGUGAUGGUGUUCUGUAACACAUUGAAUUCUAGUCGUGCUGUGGAUCACUUUCUUAGUGAAAAUCAAAUAUCUACUGUAAAUUACCAUGGAGAGGUGCCAGCGGAACAAAGGGUUGAAAACCUCAAUAAGUUUAAGAGUGAAGAUGGUGAUUGUCCCACAUUGGUCUGCACGGACUUGGCUGCUCGGGGACUGGAUAUGGAUGUAGAUCAUGUUAUUAUGUUUGAUUUUCCCAUGAACUCCAUUGACUACCUCCAUCGAACUGGAAGAACUGCUCGCAUGGGUGCAAAAGGUAAAGUGACAAGUUUGGUCACGAAGAGGGACGCGAUUUUAGCCUCCCGAAUUGAGGAGGCCAUAAUGAAGAAUGAGAGCUUGGAAUCUGUAACUGCAGAUAACGUCAGGAGGGAUAUUGCCAGGUCCCGAAUAAACGGGCAGAAGGGGCAGGUAAAAGAUUCAAAUCAGAAAAACAAGACUAAAGCUGCAUCAGUGAAAUCUUCAAGUGUGCAUGGAAAGGUUUCAUCAGCCAAAAAGGUAUCAGGAUCGAAGUAUGGAAAAGUGUCUGUUCCAUCCAAACCCAUGAAGAAAGCAGUUAAGAUGUCCAAGCCAUUAAAAUCUUCAGGUGCGAGUAGCUCAAAAAGAGCAACGUCUCAUGUGCAAAAACAGCCAGAUAGCAGAAAAUAUGGCGCGAAAUCUACAUCUUCAAAACUUAAUGUUGUUGGGUUUAGAGGACGGAAUUCUUCGUCCAAAGAGUCAUUGAGGGUCAGUUAAAUGCAAUUAGUGUGUGAAUCAUAUAUGAAUUAAAUACCUUUUAAAGUAUGCACUUAAAUGUAUUGUUAAAUUCAUUUUUUGUGGACCA